AUGUUCACAUCAUUAAAUGUAUUUCCUUAUCUAAGUUCCAGUCUCUCCCUCCUCCAUACUGCCAAUCACUUUCCUCACCCCCAAUCUCUCUCUCUCUCUCUCUCUCCUCAACACUGCACUCCAGUCUCUCUCUUUAUCUUCUCAACCCUUCACUCAAAUCUCUCACUUUCUUUUUCUAACCCAGAAUUCCAGUCCAUUUCUCUCUCUCCACCUAACCAUGCACUCCAGUCUCUCUUUCUCUCCACCCAACUGUGCACUCCAGUCUCUCUUUCUCUCCACCCAACCGUGCACUCCAGUCUCUCUUAUUCUCCACCCAACCGUGCACUCCAGUCUCUCUUUCUCUCCACCCAACCAUGCACUCCAGUCUCUCUUUCUCUCCACCCAACUGUGCACUCCAGUCUCUCUUUCUCUCCACCCAACCAUGCACUCCAGUCUCUCUUUCUCUCCACCCAACCAUGCACUCCAGUCUCUCUUUCUCUCCACCCAACUGUGCACUCCGCAAGUCUCUCUUUCUCUCCACCCAACCAUGCACUCAGUCUCUCUUUCUCUCCACCCAACCGUGCACUCCAGUCUCUUUUUCUCCACCCAACCAUGCACUCCAGUCUCUCUUUCUCUCCACCCAACUGUGCACUCCAGUCUCUUUUCUCCACCCAACCAUGCACUCCAGUCUCUCUUUCUCUCCACCCAACCAUGCACUCCAGUCUCUCUUUUCUCUCCACCCAACCAUGCACUCCAGUCUCUCUUUUCUUCCACCCAACUGUGCACUCCAGUCUCUCUUUCUCCCACCCAACCAUGCACUCCAGUCUCUCUUUCUCUCCACCCAACCGUGCACUCCAGUCUCUCUUUUCUCUCCACCCAACCAUGCACUCCAGUCUCUCUUUCUCUCACCCAACUGUGCACUCCAGUCUCUCUUUCUCUCCACCCAACCAUGCACUCCAGUCUCUCUUUUCUCUCUCCACCCAACUGUGCACUCCAGUCUCUCUUUCUCUCCACCCAACCCAACUGUGCACUCCAGUCUCUCUUUCUCUCCACCCAACUGUAGUCACUCUUCUUCCAGUCUCUCUUUCUCUCCACCCAACCGUGCACUCCAGUCUCUCUUUCUCUCCACCCAACCGUGCCUCCAGUCUCUUUUUCUCCACCCAACCGUGCACUCCAGUCUCUCUUUCUCUCCACCCAACUGUGCACUCCAGUCUCUCUUUCUCUCCACCCAACCGUGCACUCCAGUCUCUCUUUCUCUCCACCCAACCGUGCACUCCAGUCUCUCUUUCUCUCCACCCAACUGUGCACUCCAGUCUCUCUUUCUCUCCACCCAACUGUGCACUCCAGUUUCUCUCUCCACCCAACCGUGCACUCCAGUCUCCCUCCCUAGCCCAAACCCCUGCACUCCACUCUCUUUCCACUCCAGUCUCUCUUUCACCUCUCAACCUAACAUUCUAA
Messenger RNA from Acanthosepion pharaonis, 1437 nucleotides. The record is from the annotation of a GenBank genome assembly. Lineage: Eukaryota; Metazoa; Mollusca; Cephalopoda; Sepiida; Sepiidae.